Messenger RNA from Dipodomys ordii (Ord's kangaroo rat), 2028 nucleotides. RefSeq names its product crystallin, zeta (quinone reductase) (gene Cryz). Bases 100 to 1092 code for a protein of 330 amino acids. Gene Ontology annotation, cellular component: cytosol. The record is from RefSeq and is a predicted model, not a curated record. Gene Ontology annotation, molecular function: quinone reductase (NADPH) activity; mRNA 3'-UTR binding; NADPH binding. The transcript has 9 exons. NCBI's taxonomy places the organism in Eukaryota, Metazoa, Chordata, Mammalia, Rodentia, Heteromyidae.
GCCUGUGAAAGCUGGCAACGGCCAGCCCGCUGCGGCCCUGCAAUCCGGGAGGGCCGAGCAGGUUCCGGUCCCCACUCUAGAGACAGACUCUAGAUCACCAUGGCAACUGGACAAAAGUUGAUGAAGGCUAUUCGGGUUCAUGAAUUUGGUGGACCAGAAGUGCUGAAACUGCAGUCGGAUGUCGUUAUACCAGUUCCAAAAGACCGUCAGGUUCUGAUCAAAGUCUAUGCGUGUGGGGUGAAUCCAGUGGAAACCUACAUUCGCUCCGGUACUUACAGUAGGAAACCGGCCUUACCCUAUACCCCUGGCAGCGAUGUGGCCGGGCUAAUAGAAUCUGUAGGAGAUCAUGUAUCUACUUUCAAGAAAGGUGACAGAGUUUUCAGCACCCGCACCGUCUCCGGGGGCUACGCCGAGUAUGCUCUCGCCGAUGAUCACACUGUUCACACGCUCCCAGAGGAUCUGGACUUCAAACAAGGAGCCGCCAUAGGUAUCCCAUACUUCACUGCUUACCGAGCUUUGCUUCACAGUGCCCAUGGGAAAGCUGGAGAAAGUGUUCUGGUUCAUGGGGCAAGUGGAGGAGUUGGAUUAGCAACAUGCCAAAUUGCUAGAGCUUAUGGCUUAACGGUUUUGGGCACAGCUGGUACUGAGGAGGGACAAAACAUUGUCUUGGAAAAUGGAGCCCAUGAGGUGUUUAAUCACAGAGAACUUCAUUAUAUUGAUAAAAUCCAGAAAUCUCUUGGUGGAAAAGGCGUUGAUGUGAUUAUUGAAAUGUUAGCUAAUGUAAAUCUUAGUAAUGACUUGAAACUUCUGUCUUCUGGAGGACGAGUAAUAAUUGUUGGCAGCAGAGGCCCUAUUGAAAUAAACCCACGGGACAUCAUGGCAAAGGAGUCUAGUAUAAUUGGAGUUUCUCUCUUUUCAUCCACCAAGGAAGAAUUUCGGCACUAUGCAAAAGCCCUUCAAGAUGGAAUAAAAGCUGGUUGGUUGAAACCUGUAAUAGGAUCCCAGUAUCCCUUGGAGAAGGUGGCUCAGGCCCAUGAAAAUAUCAUUCACGGCAGUGGGACUCUUGGGAAAAUGAUCCUUCUCUUGCGAUGAUUAAUGCUGUCACAGACUUUCUGAGUAAUUAGGAGGGUUUUUUUCCCUCAGUAUUAUAAAUACUGCCUUUAAUUAACAUUCAUUUGAUUCUGUAAAUUUCAUACAUUAAAAAAAACAAGGUUUCUCUGUAGGGAGCAGAGACAAUGCAGUAAAAUUUAUUUCAUAGCUGACAACAUUUUCAUGCCUCAUCUCUCACUCAGGUCCAGGGGUCUCCAAAGGAGGAAGUGGCAUAAUGGCCAUGUGGCUUUGGGCUGCAUCUCAGAAAUUCUAACUUGACUAAUUCUGAAUCUUUGACUAAAAUGUGGUAAUUCAAAAUUAGACUGUUAGAUUUCUGAACUUACUUUAUUUAUGAGUCACUAAUCAACAAGACAGCCCAGAACUGUCUGAUUCAAGAGUUUUUGGACUGAAAAAGCAAACAAGCAUACAAACAAAGUCCUUUUAUGAAUAACUAAUCUCAUCUAAAUCCAUAAAUCUCGUGUAAGGACAGAAAUAAACAAUAUCCAAAGAAAAUUGUUAGCUUUCCUAAUACUUCCCAAAUACUAGAAUAUUCUCUGCAUUACUGAUUGAUCAUGUGUGCUAUAAGGGCUUCCUUAUCUUUACCUUGUGAUUCAGACAGAUAAUUCUUGAUUGAUUUGAUUUCCAGAAUACCUUUAGAAUUACCUACUUGGGUGAAACUUAAAUUACUUAAAUUAAUGAGCUUAUAAACCUAGCAUACUGAGAAGAGUCUGAAUUUGUUUUUAUAACAUGAUAAUCUAUCAUAAAGCCUAUAGAAAAUGAAAUCUUGUGUUUGACUUAUCUGUCUUUGUCAUUUCUACCUUCCGUCACUGCUUCCCAGUUCCUAAUGGCUACUUGCUAAUGGUGUUCCCUGUAGGAAGCUAUGUAAAAGGGUAACCUUUUAGACAUCUUAUCACCAACAGUAUGUCCAGUAAAUUCGUU